AUGUCUCCAGCUCAUCAACGUCAUACGCAGACAUCAUUCGCCGGUCGGUCGAGAUCGACCGGGAUCCCCGCGUCCACCCUGUGGCGCCGGGCUAAUAACAAGCCUUCGAUCGUUGAUAAAGCCGCCAAUCAGCAGUAUCUCACCCCGCAAGAGGAGCAAGCGCUAGUCGAAUACGUGUUGCGGUUGGCAGACAACGGCUAUCCGCUUCCAGUCAAGUUUCUACGAUCGCUCGCCCUGAUCAUCGUGCGCCAACGAUCCUCGAAUUUCCAGAUCACAGACCCCGGCCUCGAGCUCCGACUGCCUGGAAAGAAUUGGCCGCAGGGGUUUUACCAACGACACCCGCGGUUGAAAGCGCGACGGCUGCGAGCAAUUGAUUGGAAGCGAGAUGGCCGGCAGAUCGAAGACAAAGUCCGACACUGGUUUGCCAUCAUUGGCCGAGAGCUAGCUGAGCCGGCUAUUCUCCCGGAGAAUGUGUAUAAUAUGGACGAGACGGGAGUUCUUCUCAGUGUUCUCAACUCCCUCAAGGUACUCGUUAACAAAGACGAUUUGAGAAAGCAUCGAGGGACCACGGUGAAGCGGACGCUGGUCACGGCGAUCGAAUGCAUCUCCGCCGAUGGUCGGUUCCUGCACCCGCUCAUUAUCUGGCCAGCGGCCACCCAUCGCAGUUCGUGGACCACUCACCCUACCCCCGGAUGGCAUUUUGCCUGCUCUAAAACGGGCUAUACGAACACAGAAAUCAGUCUGUACUGGGUGGAACAUGUGUUUGACCCGCAGACUCGAGACCGAGCGGGCGAUCGGCCACGACUCUUGAUCUGCGAUGGUUUCGGCACCCAUGAGUCUCUGGAAGUCAUGAAAUUCUGCUUUGCUAACCGCAUUAUCCUGUGUCGCCUCCCUUCCCAUACGUCUCACAAACUGCAGCCGUGCGAUGUGGGUGUCUUUAGUCCUCUGAAAACGGCAUACCGGGCACAGGUUGAGCAGGCAUGUCGAGCUGGGGUGAGCACCAUCGGCAAACCCCACUUCACCUAUCUUUAUGAUCGCGCUCGGAAAGAGGCAUUUACACCCCGCAAUAUACGAUCGGCCUGGUCGCGAAGCGGCCUCUUUCCUCUCGAUCCGUCUCGCGUCCUCCGAGAGUGUCAGGCGUCCCGGCCCGAGAUCCAGACCACGAUCCCUAUGGACCAUCCGACCGUAACCUCUAAUCUCUGUCAUACUCCAAACACCUCGGAUCAUUUCGCGUUGCUUCGCAGCGAAGUAGAGCAAGACACCCAGAAUCUAGACGGUGUGUGCAAACGUCGUCUGCAGACACUAAGCCGCGCGGCCGAAAAGGUCUUUGCGGAGCGCGCCUUGUUGCUGGAGGAGAACCGGAUCCUAUUUGAGCAGAACAAUGAGAAGACCUGUCGGCUGUCCAGCGGCCUGACGGUCGUAGGACAUGCAAAAGUGAUGAGCUACGAGGAUAUCGUUGAGGCGCAGAAGAAACGCGACAUGACGGAACAAGCAACGCGGGAAAAGAGGUCGAAAGCUGGGGGCAGGCGGCUUUCGAAAUCGGAGGAGAAGCGCAAGGCGGAGCAGGACAUUGAAGCAUGGAACAUGAGUGACUAUUGUUUAGUUUUAGAACUAUAG
Molecule: messenger RNA, 1617 nt
Organism: Penicillium odoratum
Lineage: Eukaryota; Fungi; Ascomycota; Eurotiomycetes; Eurotiales; Aspergillaceae
Exons: 1
Coding region: 1-1617 (538 amino acids)
Cellular component (GO): nucleus
Molecular function (GO): DNA binding
Source: RefSeq, a predicted model, not a curated record